UAGAAAAAUUUAAUUUCUUGUUUUCCUCUCUAUCAGCAUUGAAGCCACGAUUCCGCACGGAGAUUCCGGGCGGACGCGCGGGCCGACUCGGGACCGACGGGAGCGUAUUCCGCCGUCGAUGCGUCUUCUUCCCCUUCCGUCCGCUGCAUCCCUCUUCCCUCCGCCUCCUCUCUCUCUCUCUCUCUCUCUCUCUCUCUCUCUCUCUCGCUCCCAGACGACUGUUGGGCCGCCGCCGCCCUAGGCCAGGUGCUGAGGCUUUCCUUGGUCCCUUCGCCGGCGACGAGCACCCACCAGUUUCAUGGACUUUUGUUGUGAACAAACAUGGAGAAAGGAUACCUGUGAUCUCAACUGAAAUAUGGAGCCAGUCAAACUAGUUGAAGGGUACAACUUUGAUGACCAUACUACAAGUGAUGUCCGUGUUUGCUUUAAACUGAUUGAUGAGCAGCCGGAAUGGUUUUCCUGCCACUCAUCUGUUCUUUCCCAAAACAGCAAGUAUUUUGCAGACCGGCUUGGUCAAAAUGAUAUCCGUUCUAAUAGUUGCAUUGAAAUUGAGUGCCCAAGAGCUGAAUAUGACCAUUAUGUCAAGAUGUUGAAGUUAAUGUAUCUUCCUGGAGAAUCAGUUGUCGAUUCGUUUGAUUCUGUUAAAUCAGCUCUUGGUGUUCUUCGAGCAUCAAAUUCGCUCGGAUGUGAGUUGGUUACCAAAGGAUGUAUUGCAUACAUUGAAGCUGCCUCAUGGGAUGAAAAUGAGGAGGAGGAGAUUUUAGAAGUAGCUCGGAGCCUUGGCUCAGAUGCAGUGUCUUUAUUAGCUCGGCUGCAUGCUCCCAGUGCAGACGCUGUUAAGAAUGUUUUCAUCUCUGCCAUACGAUUUGCUACGUGCAUGGAAACACCAUUCCCUCCUUUCUUGGAUGACCUCAAGACUUCUGCUCAGGAGCAAAUUGACUUUAUGAUCCAUGAAGAUGAUGAAACUGCUUUGGUUACGAUGGAUGAAGAUGUCAGAUCUGUGGUGCAGGAAGGUACAACAAAACUGUUAUCCGGACUUAGGACUGGACUUGAUCUGUUGGCAACUGAGUUUGAUCAAUCACCUGAUCUAGCAGAGAAAGGGAUUCUGAGUAGCUUAGCUGACAUUGACUGGGUAGCGAAUCUGUUGGCCAAGAUUGAGAUGAUGCACGCCUUUGUUUCUGGUUGGUCAGAAAUCUCGGACCAUAUUCUUUCAGUGGUUCACGACAAGAAGUAUAGCUCAGGCUUGUGGGCUGUCAAGGCAAAGCUUAUCGAAGUAACUGGGAAGGCCCUGGAUGCUGUUGGCUAUGGCACAGUGGUUCUCCCAGCAUCAUCUAGAGUUCAUCUCUUGAAGACAUGGCUUCCUUAUAUUCAAAUGACAAAACCUUUGCUAGAUGAAAAUAGCAAGGAUGAAACAUCUCUGCAGAUGGAUUCAGACAUGUGUCAGAAUAUUGAGAGUGCAAUAGUCUCGAUGGUGUUAGCAUUGCCAUCUGAUGAUCAGGCUGAUAUCCUGUCAGAGUGGAUGAAGAAUGCAGAGCAGUUCAGGUACCCUGAUCUCACCGAGGCAUUUGAGGUGUGGUGUUAUCGCACUAAAACAGCAAAGAGAAGGCUUGUGGGAGGACUAAAUGGAUCUAGCAACCCCACAGUUAGCUUGUAAAACUACUGUUAAUUUGAUCUUUUUGUUGUAGCCUCUGAUCAGCUAAACUAGCCGGUUGGUACCAAGUAUAUGCCAACUAUAUUCCCAUUGUUGUAUGUUGUAAAGCAACUGCUCAUGUUUUAUAAACUUUAGUUUUAUUGCAGUGUUCAAUUUUCUUCGGAAAUAUGAACUGACUUUCAUCUA
Molecule: messenger RNA, 1837 nt
Organism: Sorghum bicolor (sorghum)
Lineage: Eukaryota; Viridiplantae; Streptophyta; Magnoliopsida; Poales; Poaceae
Product: BTB/POZ domain-containing protein At3g05675
Exons: 2
Coding region: 356-1654 (432 amino acids)
Molecular function (GO): protein binding
Source: RefSeq, a predicted model, not a curated record